AUGGUGUCGAUUCCGAAUCAACAUCGGAUAACAUAUGUCAAAUUGGAACUAGCCGAUGAUACAAGCAAUGGACUUCAAAGCGAUGGAUCGCCUGGAAUCAACGAGUUCGAAUGGACGCAUAUCGAACCAGAGCCCAAAGCAGAAAAGGUGGAAAAAGCUGAUUGCAAGCCAGAAGAAAGCAAACAUACACAGCCAAGCGGUAAUAGUGCAAGCAAGGAGAGCAAUAGCGUGAAAUGGCCUACGAAGAAGAAUCAUGAUGGUCACAGAACAUUGGCUGCGAAAUUGAAGUCAAUCGAUGCGAAAGGCAGAGCCAGAUCGGUCAUCAUUGCAUCUCACAAGAAGCGAUCAGCUGCAAAAAGGGUCAAGAAACAGUACAAUUGCACGACGUGUAAUCAUGUCGCACCACGGCCAUCUAAUUUGAAGAGGCAUAUGUUGACGCACACUGGCGAGAAACCGUUUCCGUGCAACAUCU
Messenger RNA from Sitodiplosis mosellana (orange wheat blossom midge), 472 nucleotides. RefSeq names its product zinc finger protein 581-like. Lineage: Eukaryota; Metazoa; Arthropoda; Insecta; Diptera; Cecidomyiidae. The transcript has a single exon. The record is from RefSeq and is a predicted model, not a curated record. The annotation marks the transcript as partial.